AUGGCUGAAGAGUCCACUUUGCCUGACGUGACGAAGCUUUCAGAUGAUGAAGUAGUAACGACACCGGUUGGCAAGCCGACCAAAGCUUUGUCUUCACCGAGUGCCCCUGAGAAGGUCAAGGUCAAGGCCAAGGCCAAGGCCGAGGCCAAGGCCGUUGUCCAGAAAAGGCCGGCUACUCGCAGCACAGUGUUGAAGCGGCCUGCUGCCAGAUCGGACGAUGCAGAAGAGUCAGAGUCAAUGCCGGUCAAACGACCAGCCACCGCGGGUGCUGAGCAUGGUGGAGAUUCAGAUGGUCCAAUCAAAGCUUACAAGGAGUUUCGCAGAGCCACUGGAAGCUAUAGCAUCAGGGUCAAGAAGGGCGAUGGUCCGAAGAGGGAGCUCUUCAGG
Messenger RNA from Cladocopium goreaui, 387 nucleotides. Lineage: Eukaryota; Dinophyceae; Suessiales; Symbiodiniaceae. The record is from the annotation of a GenBank genome assembly.